UGGAAAUCUUUGUCUUUGCACGCUGCUUUGGCGGCAGAAUUCGAACGUCGAGAGGGAGUGGCCUGUUGAGCUCCUCCAGCUGGAUCCAAUAUCGGAGAAUCAAAAUAAAUCUUCCAGGGAACUGUCAGACGGGAUUGUGUGAAGAGGAUGCCGUGAUUUUCCGCUGAAUUUCCACUAGUUUUCCCGGCCGAUCGUCAUGACGAGCUUGGAGAAGUUGAUCAAGGCGUUUGACUCGCUCAAACUGCCCAUCGGCUCCUCGGAGGACACACAAAACAGGAAAAAGGAAAAAAUGCAGCAUUGUGUGGUGGUGUCUGAAGCGAUUUGUGCGCCAGGACUGAGGAACACAGCUGAAUUCAUUAAGAUGUUGAGCAUUGCUUUUGAAACUUUGUUGACCACGGCUGGAGACGACGACACCGACGUUCGUAUGGCAGCUGACGAGAGUUUGAACAUCAUUACCAGGGCCUUGUUGGAAGGAAAUGUUGGCAAAAUUCAAUUAGAAUUGCACAAGGAAAUAAAGAAAAACGGCAAUCCGAGGUCCUUACGAGCUGCCCUGUGGCGCUUUGGCGCUCUGAGCCACCUGAUUCGGCCCCAAAAAGGAAGGGUUUACAUGCAGAAUUUGGUGCCGUGCCUGGACCAGAUUGCCAAGAGACCAGAGGAGCAGGUGCUGGAAACCUUGGCCGUGGCUGUUGAGCAAAUUUUCACUUCAAUUGGCACGUUUGCUGCAGAUGCUGAGAUUAAGAUGCUGCUGAAAACUCUGCUGGCAAAUUUGAACCAAGUGUCGGCAGUGGCUCGUCGCACAGCAGCCUCCUGCAUACUGUCCAUUUGUCUUAACUGCAAAAAGCCGCCAAUGUUUUUGUCCUGGAGCCUGACGUCGGUGCUCUCCUCGCUCCUGCCACUCAAAGACGACGUCGAAACCGCAGCAAUAAUCGGAGCUCUGGGCUUUUUUAGAGUUUUGAUGCCGCACAUUAAGGGCUCUUUGGCUGAAGGGUCUCUUGAGCACCCACUAGUCAGUAAAGAAUCGUUCAUUCAGAUUUAUGAGCUGUGUCUACACUUUGCGAUGCAUGCCGACCACAAUGUGGCCAAUGCGGCGAUGGAGUGUCUGCAGCAGUUUUUGCGCAACUGUCCUGCCGUGGUUUUGGAAAUGCUGACAGAUCAAACUGGCCUGGGAAGGUCGUUUAUCGCCAAUAUCGAUUCCGUUUUGAAGAAACGAACGUUCAGCCAGCUGAGCGUCGCCACUUCCUACAGCAACGAAGAGCCUGGAAGUUUGGUGGACGAACCGGCAGUUUACUUUCCAGCGUCUAAACUGCAGAUGGGCAACGAACCUCCAACCAGAGAUCUUGAUCUGCCGUUGGACCCAACUUUGUAUCCACUGCUCUCGUUGCAAGGUUUAGAGGGUGUUCUGGAGAGUCCAGUGCACAUACCGAUUCGAAUCCCGAGGGACGAUUCCUUUGCGGAAGACCAGUCCGAGAGCGAGGCAGCGCCUUCUCUUGUUGACUCAGAGCCAACUUCCCCUAAAUCAGCUCGGCCCUGCAACACUGGCGCUUUCACGGACCCUGACGUGUCCCUGGUUUACUGCACUAGAUUGCUAACCCACCAGUACCUUUUGAAGGGCACGCACGGCGACCUUUGGGAAGACUCUGAGGUUCGGGUCAGCGUCAAGGCCCUGGCCAUGGGCUGUCUCUCAGCAGUUUUCGCGAUGUAUCCGAAAGCGGUGAUGCUGCCUAUCGACAAAUGCGAUCCAGAGAGUCAGUGUGUGUCGGACGUUUUGCUCUUCUCCAGCCACCCUGACCCGCAACUGCAGACUUUGUCCAGCCAGGUGUCUGCCUCUUUGAUCAACGCAGUGCUCAGGUCGAAUCAAAACCACUUCUGGAGCUCAGGAAUUUUAAUCGAUCAAAUCGUGGAGCCAAUCCUAAAAGGAAUCAACGGCGAAUCUUCUGUGACAGUUCAUCAAACUCUAGCAACAUUGUCCAGUUGCAUUUGUGCCCUGAUGGAUAGCUCGGAAAGUAUUCUAGCUCUUCCUCUCAUUGAGGCUGCGGUGCAGCACAGAGAAAAUCCAUACUGGCUUGUUAAGGUUCGACUGCUGGAACUAGUCUCUGAAUUAAAGUUCACAAUUUUGGCCCACGUCUCUGGGAGUGACCACUUGCAGCACAUUUUAUUAAACGACGUCGUCCUCCAUCUUCUAGGUGAUGAAGACGCCAGGGUUCGAACAGCAGCUUGCGCUGCACUCGUCAAAAUUAUUCCAAAUUUAUACAUGGCUCAUGACAACCCUCUGGAAGAUGCUCUGACCAGUAAUGCUAGGGAAGUUGGCUCGAAAUACCUGGAGCCAGCCUCCAAUUUAUAUUCAGGACAGGUGGAUGCCAAAGUAAAAUUAGGUGCCAAUCUGUCCAGAGUGGUAGCAAUUCUUAAAAACACGCUGCUCACGUCAAGAACUAAAUUCAUAACGUUUGGUUGCUGUGAAGCCCUAGCUGAAAUUUCUAGCAGUUAUCCUCCAAAAAUAUAUCAAAAGGCUUGGGGCUGCUUUUACUUGAGCCGAAAGGAGAAAAAAGCCACUCUAAAGAAAGCAGCAAGUCAAUCAGAAAUCAAGCCCAACGAAAACUGCAGCCCAGCAACCUUAUUUCUUUCUUCCGUCUGCGCCCUUCUAACCACUUCCCCCGUUACAAUUGACCUUGGAUGCCAACAGAAGCUGAUAUUAUUCGCAGGAAAACUUCUUGAAGGAGCACUAGGCUUUUGCCUGAGUAAAAAGGACUCUUCCAGUUCGAGCACAACUUCCGAAGAGGAACUUCCAAAGCAACAGUGGCACCAUUUCAUCCAAGAAAGUAAACUGGCUACCGUGACAGAACAGCUGUGGAAUCACACGUGCCAGCUGCUGGCGAUGUUUGCCGUCACUCUGGACGACACUCCUGUCUCUAAAAACGUUUUGCCACAAGCGUUGAAUGCACUGCAGUCGCCGAUCAAGAAGAAAAAGGAUCAGGCAGACAAAUCUGGAGGGGAGGAAAAAGAUGACAAAAAAGGCCACAGACACUUUGCCAAUCAGUUUUCAGCAAGCCAGCAGAGUCUUUACAUACUUGAUUUGAUCAAAUGCUCGCACUCCAAUUACAAACUGACUUUGGACACGCAAGCGAGUGAGAAGUUCCUCUCCCUUUUGAGCUCAACCCUGACAGUUCUGGCACAACUUUUGGAAUUUGCCACCAUCACGGAAGUGGGCAGAGUUGCCGAGGAGUUGCUGCAAUACUUGAAGUGCACCGUGUCUGUUUGUCCUGUUACAACUGUGAAGAGUGUUCAACGGCUCCUGAGAAGUCUAUUUGGUUCCAACUCUUUCACGCCAAGCGCCAGCGAAACUCUGAUCUUUGGCAACGGCCUUUACGAAGGCUGUUUCGCCACGCACUACAGACAGGUUUUCGCCAGUAUCGAGGCGUUGCGAUCAGGAAGUAGCGACCUGGUCAAGAGCCAGGAACUCAAAUACGCGGUGGAGAGCCUGAAGCCGAGCAAUAAAGCGAUCAGGAGCAAAGACAAAGCCUCGUUGGCAGCCUACAUCAAAUUGUUUGAACCGAUGGUCAUCAAAUCAUUAGAGCAAUACACGACAUCGAGCGAUGUAGAGCUGCAGUGUGCAGUUUUGAGCCUGCUCAGCCAACUGGUCCUCCUGCGAGUGAACUACUGCUUGCUGGACAGUGAAAGGAUUUUCAUCAAUUUCGUCCUGAAGCAGUUUGAGCUGAUCGAGGAGGGCCACACGCACAAAGCCCAGCUGCUCGUGCCGCAGAUUUUCAAAUUCCUGGUGCAGUUGUCCUAUGAGAAGAACCACUCGAAAGCAAUAAUUGGAGUGCCGGAAAUAUUGCAACUCUGUGACGGACUCAUGGCCAGCGGACAACCACCGCAAACACACUGCAUUCCUGCUCUGGUUCCGAUUGUUGAAGACGUGUUUGUGUCUCGAAGUGGACACGGUUUGGCAGAAUCUUCCGAGCUGGAAACUCAGAAGGAAGUAUUGGUUGCAGUCCUCUUGAGAUUAGUUGAUUACCAUGAGGUGCUGCGACUUCUUGCUCUCAUUUUGCAUCAGAGCAGAAGGGACAAGGAGAGGUCGAGUCGGUGGGCGCUCAAGAUCUUAGACGCUCUGCUCCCUCUUCUGGCCAGCUUCCAGGUGCGGCUGGACAGUUGGGAGGCGCUGGACUCGCUGAUGCAGCUGUUCAGGACGCUGCCCAAGUCGGUCACCGAAAACCUUGACCCAUUUUUGCUGCUUUUGUUUGCAGAAGCACCGUCUGAAGAUUUAUUCAUCUCAAAUCAGCGUUGGCUGGCGAGUUGUUCUGUUGCCCUUUCCCAUCUGGUGGUCGUUGGGUCUGAAGAUGAUGUUCUGCAAAGAAUAGUCCAGCUGAAUCUUGAUAUCAGGAAGAACAUGUCUGAUCCCCUCAAUGUUUCCCUUUCCUCUGACCCGCCAGAAGUGAUUUUAGCAAGACUGUUAUUUUUAACCGUGGAGACUGUAAUGAAGCGAGUUUGUCACUUGGUGACCAACUGCGGUCUUCAACAGAGCUCCGCCGACUUUUUGCAGCAGCAAGCUGCCCACCUUCUCCUGAUAGUAAUUUAUUUGCUAGAGUCUGGUGCGUACUGCAAGGUUGCAACAGCCGCAAUCCAACUCGUGCAGGAAGACCGGCUGAACAUUAAUUCAAGCAACCAGCUCUUCCUGAAGAUUUCCCCCUUUUGUCCGACGCUCGCGGUGCAGUGGUCGUAUCUGCUGGUGCUGCUCGGCUGUGGCAGUCGGCCCUUUUGGUCGCAGCUGAUUGGAAAGACGUCUGAUAAACAGCUCACUUGCACCAGUCUGGAGACGGUCCGCAGAGCUGGCCUCAUUUUCUUCUCAGACUUAGUAGUACGUUCUUUGCAAGAAUGCGACACCUUUGGGGAGGAAGAGCACCUGCAGUGGCUUCUGCGAAACCAUCUGACGUCAGUGGUGCUGCUGAGCAAGGAGGUGCCUGUCCACGAAUUGAUCGACACGGUCAACCGAGACUCUUCCGCCAGCGGCCUGCUGCUGGCCGCCUGUCCGUCGGUGCCCAUGACCUCGGCAGCCAUGGCUUCCAGACUGGCCACGGCCCUGCUCGAGGGCGUGCACCAGGAGCAGACCUGGCCGCUGCUCACCCUGCUCGUGGGCCAGCUGCUGCCCUUGGUCGGCGCGCUCGCCGUCCAGAGGCAGCUGACCAAUUUGGCGUGUCGAAGGACCGAAAUGCUGAUGCUGCUCUCGCAGGAGGAGGCGUCUAGCAAGGUGUCUCAGGGCGAACUGGACACGCUCAUCUACGGACUGGAAGAGAGACACGAGCGUCUAAGGAGUCUGCUGACGAAGCUUCGAUCAAGGGUUUUCGGGGAGUCUCCUGAGAUUUCUCCUGCAACGCUAUCAAGCGCCAGUGAUGAAGCAGAUCAGAAACUGCUUUUGAUUCAAAUUAAAGAACGGAGCAAAUCGUGCGAUCCAGAGUGCUGUGCAAAGCUUCUUAAUAACUUGUCUGUGAACGACGUGAUGGCCGUGAUGAACUUACCAGAGUUUGAUUGGAGUGCUCUAGAAUACUGCAUUUUGAUCGGUGCUGAAUCAACCGAGGUGCUAAGCAAUGGUGGCUACGAAACAAGUCCUCUUUUGAUUGCUUCCCAAAAGUUCCUCUUUACUCAGCUGGAGAACUUCGUUCAAAUUUCUCCAGACGUUAAUAAUGAAGAUAUGUACAGUACAAGAUUAUCCCAGUGUUUGGAAAAUCCAGAGUGGACCUCAAAAAUUAUUCCUCUGGCAAGAGCACUCAGUGCUUACAUAGCAAUACGACUCCUCAAAGAGUAUCCAAGGAACAUCUUUAUUUUCGGCUUGCUGUGUCUGGAAGCAACGCCCUCGUUCUACAAAAAAUCGCUCUCCAGCCUUAGUGUGCUGCUGAACACGGCGUCGUCAGUUUUGUCCCUGAGCUGGCCAAACGAGCCCACUCUAGUCACGAUGAUUCUCUCUGCGUGCAGCUCGCUCUUCAAAAUAACCCUCAUGCUCUUCAAAGUCAAGUCGCUGCCGGCGCCGCCAGGAAUCGGUGACGACGCGACAAGCGCCAAGGUCCAGAUCGCAACCUUACUCUGCGUCCUAGACGGGCUUCACGAGAGAAAUCCGAAAAUCCCGAGAUUUCUCCUAGAGCCAUUGCAGACUGUGAUUCGGAGUCUGGCGCUUCUGCCGCCACUGUUUGUCCACGCCUCAACGCCACCGGAGGCUUUCAAAAUGGGCUGGACUCCUUCACCAGAUGUCCAGUUUCCCACCUUGCCCGUCGACUUUUUGAUGGAGACUGACGUCUUGGAGCAGUUCAUAUUCAGGUUGAACACCUUGGGAUGGUCGAAAAGACAGCAUUUCGAGGAAAGCUGGAUGGCCUAUUUGGGCGUGCUGAACGCGAGUUUGGAGCAUGAGCUGCAACCCGAGGAGGUGACAGCAAUAAGUCAGGCCCAGUGCCUGGCAGUUAGGGGCAUCACUUCGCUCAUUCUGCAAAGUCUGGUGCUUCCCGAACCAGGGCGUCUCGUCUCUGGCUCUUAUGUUCACAUUCCAAGAGGAAGCGAUGAAAUCGAGGCCAGACUGAAAAAAGCGUUCUACAAGCUUGACUCAUCAAGCAAAGGACAGAGCAAUUUAGAGCGUUACGGCUUGAAUGCAAGGAGCUAUGGGCAUAGCCAGCUGUCAAGGAAAUAUAUCUUGGAGACAAUUCAAAGAUCUGAAAACCCAUCAUUACCUGUUCAUGAAGAUUAUACAAAAAGGGAACAGCGACUCAAAGCGUUAGGACUGGAUAUCCAUUCAUGCUUACACUUUUUACUCGAGCACUACACCCAACUAACUGACCCACAGGCGCAAACGCAACUCGUGCUGCAAGUGGAGGUCAUCAGGUCUGUGUUGAUGUUGUCGGACGUUUUCACCGAGCGGUCCCAGUUCGAGUGGAUGCUGCACAGGUGUUUGGAAAUCAGCAAAAAUCAUCCAGUCGAGGACGAAAUAAUGCACCAGCUGCUGACAAUUGGAGUUUGCAAAGCCACUGUUGCAAUUGACCAGAUGGAGCCUGAGUUGCUGGAAAGAGUGAAAAAACUGUUGGACACAAGCUUGCGCAGUGGAUUCGUUACGUCCAGACUUUGCGGCCUUCAAAGUUUGUUGUUUUUACUGCAAGGAGAGCUCUUAGCCGACUUCCUGCCAAUGGCCAUCGAAUACGUGCAGAAACACAUGGACCUUGCGUCUGGUUCAAAUAGCCACAGUGAAAGACAUCUGUACACUUUGUGGGCGUUGAUCUUUUUCCUUUUGGAGGAAGGACGUGCGGAAGAGCUGUCCGCAGCUCUGUUCCAACUUGCACUGGCGUUGGCGACCUCGGGGCAGACCAACCUUUCGAUGGCCUUAGUAAAGGGCAUUGAGCGGCUGAUAAUAUUUGGCUCGAUGGAUGCGUCUUCAAAGAGUCAGAUAACUCGGCUCGCCCUGGAGAGGCUCAGGUCGACGCACCCUGGCACCAGCAUGGCCGGUCUGCGGCUUCUUCUCGCAUGCAUGUACACCAGUCAAAAAAGCGUAAUCGAUCCGACCGAGGACCCGGAAGAGCUUCUGCAAGCCCUUGAGAAAACGUCUGCCCUUUUUGAUAAGAUCAAAAAAGGCUACCCUGAGGAGGCCAGAGCCGUUUGCCAAGUGAUGCCUGCGGUCCUCUCAGAGUUUUUCCCUCCAUCGGAAAUGCUGACCAAAGUGAUCGGCGAAUUUAUUUCCAACCACCAGCCGCACCCCCAGCUAAUGGCGCAUGUCGUAUUCCAGCUCUUGUCAGACGUGUGUGGGCGGGAGCAGCUGCCUCUCCUGCAGGACUGGCUGGUCUUGUGUCUCUCAAACUUUACUCAAUGUUCCCCGGUAGGAAUGUCAGUUUGGAGUCUGACGUGCAUUUUCGUCGGCGCCUCCAGCAACCCGUGGCUCAAAGCUCUAUUUCCUGUGAUUCAAGCUCGGAUCGGUCGGUGUGAAAGUCAAGAUUUAGCGAUUUUUUCUGUCGCUGCUAAGGACUUUUACAAGAAGCUCCCAGAAAACCUGAAGGAACAGUUUGCAAAGGCAUUCCAAGCAAGUUCGAGCAGCGGACCAUUUCAAGAUGUGAUCGCCAGACUGACCCUGUAACAAUUUAAUACGUUGACUCUUCAUAAUAAUACGUUCUCGCUUGUUAAUCAAAACUGUUGUUCUCUACUCUUUGGAAAAUAUUUUAAUGAAUAAUCAGAAUUACCUGUUUCAUCAAAA
Molecule: messenger RNA, 8212 nt
Organism: Cloeon dipterum
Lineage: Eukaryota; Metazoa; Arthropoda; Insecta; Ephemeroptera; Baetidae
Gene: htt
Product: huntingtin
Exons: 43
Coding region: 197-8095 (2632 amino acids)
Cellular component (GO): cytoplasm
Source: RefSeq, a predicted model, not a curated record